Aphidius gifuensis is the source of this 698-nucleotide messenger RNA. RefSeq names its product transcription initiation factor TFIID subunit 10-like. The transcript has 4 exons. The coding region runs from base 140 to 517 and encodes 125 amino acids. The record is from RefSeq and is a predicted model, not a curated record. NCBI's taxonomy places the organism in Eukaryota, Metazoa, Arthropoda, Insecta, Hymenoptera, Braconidae. Gene Ontology annotation, molecular function: promoter-specific chromatin binding; RNA polymerase II general transcription initiation factor activity. Gene Ontology annotation, cellular component: SAGA complex; transcription factor TFIID complex; nucleus. Gene Ontology annotation, biological process: transcription initiation at RNA polymerase II promoter.
GUGGGCUUGUAAACCUGCCUUAAAAUCCAUUAUUUAUUGAAUCAGCUGAUUGACAUUUAUUUUUUUUUUCACAAUUGUCUACACUACUGAUCAAGUUACUCGAUAAAUAUUUUAGCUAAAAAACAAACAGUUGAACAUAAUGGCGUCUGAUAAUCCUGGAAGAGAUACUCCAUCAUCAAAUGAUGAGCCAAAAAAUGCUGGACAACCACUUACUGAUUUUCUUGUUCAGUUAGAAGAUUAUACACCAACAGUACCAGAUGCAAUAAGUGAACACUAUCUUCAUACAGCUGGUUUUAAUACAACUGAUCCUCGAAUAGUACGAUUAGUGUCAUUAGCAGCUCAAAAAUUCAUAUCAGAAAUUGCAAAUGAUGCUCUUCAGCAUUGUAAAAAUAGAGGAGCUAAUCUUAAUACAAAAUCAAAAGCUAAAGAUCGUAAAUUUACUCUAACAAUGGAAGAUCUUACUCCAGCUGUUGCUGAAUAUGGCAUUGUCGUUAAAAAACCACAUUACUUUGUUUAAAAUAUUUUCAAUUUUUAUUUUUAUUUUAUAAGUACUAUAACUAAUCAAUCAUGAACUUUUAUCGCUAAUUAUUUAGCAAAAACAAUCGAAUUAUAAUAAAUUUAAGAAUGCCAGUUUUUCUAAACUACUCUUUUAAAUUAAAUUAAUUUGUGUUUAAUAAAUUUAAUAAUAAUAAAACAAA